AGCAGGAGGAGGAGGAGGAGGAGGAGGAGGAGGCUCGGCGGAGCAGCAGCGCUCGGCCCCGCUCCAUGCCGCCCUGCCCGCCGCGGCGCGGGCCCCGCGGGGCGACAGCGGGCGGGGAGCGGCGCGGCGGUGCUGAAGGACAGCUCCGCUUCCCUUAGCCCGCUUCCCUCAGCCCCGCUUCCCUCAGCCCCGCUCCCUCAGCUCCGCUGCCUCCUGCUCCCCUCGGCUCCGCUCCCGGCUCCGCUCCCCCGGGUGGCCGCGGGGCCGCCGCUCGCCGCGCCUGGAUGCGCCCCCCGCCACCGCGCCCGCGGCUCCCAUGGCGGUGGCACGGAAAAUCAAAACUUUGUUGACGGUGAACAUCUUGGUCUUCGUGGGCAUCAUCCUCUUCUCCGUCUACUGCAGGAUCCAGGACCGCUCGCAGGAGCUGGUGCAGAUCGUCCGGAGCGCGGAGCGCCGGGCCAGGAGCCGCGGCGCCAAGGUGGGCAGCCUGGCCGACAGGGAGUCCAUCCUGCAGCGCCUGGACCACCUGGAGGAAGUGGUCUACAACCAGCUCAAUGGUUUGGCAAAGCCCAUGGGAUUAGUUGAAGGUCCAGGAGGCUUGGGCCAGGGGGGAAUGGCUGCUACCCUGAGAGAUGAUAGCCAUGAAUCAGAGACUAAGUAUGAAGAAUAUGGUUACAAUGCCCAGCUCAGUGACAGGAUAUCACUGGACAGGUCCAUCCCUGACUACAGACCAAAAAAGUGCAAGCAGAUGAGCUACCCAGACGAGCUGCCCCAAAUCUCCGUGGUGUUCAUUUUCGUGAACGAGGCUCUGUCUGUCAUCCUGCGCUCCGUGCACAGCGUGGUGAACCACACCCCGUCCCACCUGCUCAAGGAGAUCAUCCUGGUGGAUGACAACAGUGACAACGUGGAGCUGAAGUUCAACCUGGACCAGUAUGUGCACAAGAGGUACCCAGGGCUGGUGAAGAUCGUGAGGAACAGCAAGAGGGAGGGGCUGAUCCGAGCCCGGAUCCAGGGCUGGAAGGCAGCGACCUCUGCCGUGGUCGGGUUCUUCGAUGCCCACGUGGAGUUCAACACUGGCUGGGCGGAGCCCGCGCUGACGCGCAUCAAGGAGGAUCGCAAGCGGAUCAUCCUGCCCGCCAUCGACAACAUCAAGUACAACACCUUCGAGGUGCAGCAGUACGCCAACGCCGCCCACGGCUACAACUGGGGGCUCUGGUGCAUGUACAUCAUCCCCCCCCAGGACUGGCUGGACAAAGGGGAUGAGUCAGCCCCCAUCAGGACACCAGCCAUGAUUGGAUGCUCUUUCGUGGUGGACAGAGAGUAUUUUGGUGAGAUUGGCCUGCUUGACCCUGGCAUGGAGGUCUAUGGAGGAGAAAACAUUGAAUUAGGCAUGAGGGUGUGGCAGUGCGGGGGCAGCAUGGAGGUGCUGCCCUGCUCCCGCGUGGCGCACAUCGAGCGCACCAAGAAGCCCUACAACAACGACAUCGACUACUACGCCAAGCGCAACGCCCUGCGCGCCGCCGAGGUCUGGAUGGACGACUUCAAGUCACACGUCUACAUGGCCUGGAACAUCCCCAUGGCAAACCCCGGAGUUGACUUUGGAGACGUUUCUGAGAGGAUUGCUCUGCGACAGCGGCUGCAGUGCCGGAGCUUUAAGUGGUACUUGGAGAACGUGUACCCUGAGAUGAGGGUUUACAAUAACACAGUCACUUAUGGAGAGGUGCGGAACAGCAAAGCCAGUGGCUACUGCCUGGAUCAGGGGGCUGAAGAGGAUGACAAAGCCAUCCUGUAUCCAUGCCAUGGAAUGUCCUCCCAGCUUGUGCGCUACAGCUCGGAAGGUGUCCUGCAGCUGGGGCCCCUGGGCUCCACCGCCUUCCUGCCCGACUCCAAAUGCCUGGUGGACGAUGGCAAGGGCAGGACACCCACCCUCAAGAAGUGUGAAGACGUCCUGAGGCCAGCACAGAGGUUCUGGGAUUUCACACAGAAUGGUCCAAUCAUCAGCAGAGACACAGGCCGUUGUCUAGAAGUGGAAAUGUCAAAGGAUGCAAAUUUUGGGCUCAGAUUAGUUGUACAGAGGUGCUCGGGGCAGAAAUGGAUGAUCAGAAACUGGAUCAAGCACGGUCGGCACUGACUGUGGGGCUGAGCUGCCUCUGCUGCUGGUGUCCAUUGCUCACUGUGCCAUAGCUCGUCAGGCAUCUGUCUUAAAUUAGUUUGAACAGGUCUUGGCUCUCAAGAGUCCUCCACAGCUGGGCAUUCCAAGGAAAGAAAGAAGAAAAAGGAAAGCAGACACACACAUGCCCUGUUUGACUCUUCCUUGCUUCAGCAGAUGACGUGGGAAGCUUAACGGGAGUUUGAUUUUGGGAAUCUUGUGAAGACCAGAACACAACAGGAAAGUGGGUUCCUUAAGCUCUCCUAGAGGAAUUGACAGACAGAUCUUUCUAUGCUGAGUUCAAAGGGGACAUCCCAAUACUGCCUCACAAAGAGAGUUCUCUGAUGGGUAGCUUUUUAGCUUUAAGUUCUGGACUGGUGCACAACUCCUAUGGUGAAUAAUUAUGUGCCUUUUUUAUUGUACUUCGUAUAAAAGAGGACUGGAAAAAUCCUACCUUUUCAGCAUGUCUGGUUCGUUGUACUAAACAAGAAGACCUGUAAAUAACACUGGAAAUAUAUUAUAAUAUAUGAUACAUUUCAAGAUUGAUUAGGAGUCUCUGUUUCUGGAAAGAGACUGUUCUGCAAAUGUUUACAGGUGGUUCUCAACCUUCAGGCUGCUGGGAAGCAGCAUUUUAGAGACCUCUUCUAGUUAGACACAGGUAAAUGUUAAAUAGGUAAAAUAGCCACAUGCUCUGUGAUAUUGCCACAUUUUACAUUUGCUGGCUCUAGAGGCAUCACAAUUUAGCACUUGGAUAUUUGGCUCUUCUGAGGCAGUAAAUAUCCUGGUGGAUGGAUGGAUUUCAGGAGGCCUCAGCUGGCCCCAAAGCCCUGAGUGUGUGUGGGUCCCUGUCCUGCAGGUCACUGUUGUGUUGUUCCGGAGACUGCCUGGAACAAGGAUACUCCUGGAAAUAAAUUGACUGGCUUAGGUGCCAUCCUUGGAUCUU
Molecule: messenger RNA, 3092 nt
Organism: Oenanthe melanoleuca
Lineage: Eukaryota; Metazoa; Chordata; Aves; Passeriformes; Muscicapidae
Gene: GALNT9
Product: polypeptide N-acetylgalactosaminyltransferase 9
Exons: 11
Coding region: 317-2131 (604 amino acids)
Cellular component (GO): Golgi apparatus
Source: RefSeq, a predicted model, not a curated record